GAAGAGGAAGAAGACGCCCCUGCACAGGAGGAUGAAGAGCAGCGGGACUACACCGAGUAUCAAGACCCAUGGCUCCUCAGCUCGCCCCUCCAAAGAUCCCAGAGGGGGACAGAGUCGACUUUGAUGACAUCCACAGGAAGAGGAUGGAGAAAGACCUGCUGGAGCUGCAGACGCUGAUCGAGGCUCACUUCGAACAGAGGAAGAAGGAGGAAGGGGAACUCAUCGGCCUCAAGGACAGAAUUGAGAGGCGUCGCUCUGAGAGAGCCGAGCAGCAGCGUGUAAGAGCUGAGAAAGAGAGAGACCGACAAACCAGGAUCGCUGGGGAGCGCCAGAGAAAAGAGGAUGAGGAGGCCAAGAAGCGAGCAGACGAUGAAGCCAAGAAGAAGAAGGUUCUGUCCAACAUGGGCGCCAACUUUGGUGGUUUUCUAGCCAAGGCGGAGCAGAGGCGAGGGAAGCGUCUGACUGGAAGAGAAAUUAAGAGGAAGACUCUGUCUGAGAGACGCGCUCCUCUCGGCAUCGACAACCUCAGAGAGGACGGUCUCAGGCAGCGAGCUCAGGAGAUGUGGGACUGGAUCCAUCAGCUGGAAUCGGAGAAGUUCGACUUCAUGGAUGAGAUGAAGAGGCAGAAGUAUGAGAUUGUUGUGCUGCUGAACAGGAUUUCACACGCCCAAAAAUUCAAAAAGGGACACGGAAAGGGAAAAGUUGGAGGUCGCUGGAAAUAAACUUUCGUUUUUGGAAAGAAGAAGUCUGAGCGGAGGAGGAAAGAGAAAAGAGAAGAGAAACAAACAUAAAAAGACUAAAAAGCUUCUUCCUCUUGUGUUGAUUCGGUGUCUGCAGCUCUGCUGUCUCUGUGUAAAAGCUAAUCUGACAUUCAUAAUAAAAUGAUUCCUA
Molecule: messenger RNA, 891 nt
Organism: Trichomycterus rosablanca
Lineage: Eukaryota; Metazoa; Chordata; Actinopteri; Siluriformes; Trichomycteridae
Gene: tnnt1
Product: troponin T type 1 (skeletal, slow)
Exons: 10
Coding region: 69-722 (217 amino acids)
Biological process (GO): slow-twitch skeletal muscle fiber contraction; sarcomere organization; regulation of muscle contraction
Cellular component (GO): troponin complex
Molecular function (GO): tropomyosin binding; troponin T binding
Source: RefSeq, a predicted model, not a curated record